ACACACACACACUGUUCUACAACCCUACCGAGGCUGUCUGACAGAGUGAGCAAGCGAGCGUGUGCGUCUGCAUGUGUGUGUGUGUGUGUGUGUGUGUGAGACACUAGAGAGGCAGCCGAGAUGAGAGUGUGAAGCAGUGAGAGGGAAAACCUAGAAGAAAAAAAAAAGGAAACAGCAAAGGCGAUCAGAAAGAAGGGGGGAGGGAUGGAGAGAGGGAGGGAGUCAGCAAACACAGCAAAAAGGCAGAGCAGAGGAGAAGAAAGGGAAGAGAGAGAGAGAAGGGAAGAGAGGGAGAUAAAGGGGUGAUGUGAAUGCACUGUCUCUGAGAGUACCAAAGUCAAGAGAUGCAAUGACUAGAUGACCAUCCACUCCACAUACCAGCAUCCUGUCCUGGAGCCUUGACAGGAGGAGGAAACGAAAAAGAAAACAGGGAAACAACAAUCCACACACACUCAAAGGUAAACACUCUUCAACCCCACAUCAGCGGAUCAUGUCUUCUACGGGGUCAACCAACCACAACAAGCGUCUGGCAUCUGAAACAGACAACUCUCAUAAGGUGCGUGAAAAGGAUUCUGCUCAGCACCUUAAGCUGAAGGACAGACAACGGUUCUUCGAAGACGUCUACCAAAAAGACUUGGACAAUUAUUUACCUUCUGCACACUUGCAGAUCGACUGCAGGAAACCCCCUAUGGGUAGUAUCUCAUCUAUGGAGGUGAACGUGGACGUUCUGGAGCAGAUGGACUUGAUGGACAUAUCGGAUCAGGAAGCCCUCGAUGUGUUUCUCAACUCAGGUUCGGGAGCAGACGCGGGAGCGCUGACGUCUCCUCUACCAGAUGGUGAGGACGAGGAUGAAGAUGAGGAGGACGAAGAUGCAGAGGUUGUCUACAGGGAGCGUGCAUCUUUGAAACGGCAACAUGAAGUUUACCGUGGCUCACAGUCCCGCAUUUUGUCUACAUCGUCUGGUUCCAGCGACACCAGCGUGGGCGGAGUUGACACGCCUGUGAUCCAGUCAGAUGAUGAGGAAGUUCAUGCCGACACUCUGCUUCUGACCUCUGUUCCCCAAAACAGGGAUGAAGAAACAGAAGAGGAAGACGACGAGGAGAGAUGCCUUCCAACUAGUCAUAGCAAAGACUGACUUUUGCAGCCUCUAGAGCUUGAAACCUCUCUCUGUCUCCACAUUCCUUUGAUAACAUCCAUAUGGGUUGAAACCUCAGCAUGGUUCACCUGGCUGUAACAUGCUAUGUCUUUUCAGUGUUUUCAUGAUAACUUUGGAUAUUUCUUCAAAUGUUAAAAUACAUCAGUGUUUAUUUUUCUGACUGUGCCACACUCUGUUUUUUUUUUUUGCGGAGGUCUCACAAGACGUAAAAUAUAUAUUAUGUGAGUCAUUCCACUCUCCUGCGCUAACAGGUUCUAACUGACAUGGCACAGAUACACUUCAAGAGUUAUUCCUUUCACUGCCAGACAGAAACCUGCAUCCUGCCAAUUUUGUCUUGAAAACACAGGUUCCUUCUUCAAAGCCAAAGAAAGAGCAAAAACGAAAGGAAGUUAUUCUCACCGUACAAAGUAAAUGGCUUCAAGGCAACCACAAAAAACUGAAUAUUUUGAACUUAUAUGAUAUUAUACCUCAUUUCUAAGUAUCUUGAAUUUUCCUCAUGUUGUUUGUUGGUCUUCAUGUUACAGUAGAUAGGAGUUCUCAUGAAAACUCCUUUAGGGUGUGGGUCACGUCAAACUGUAGUCUGUUGUUCUGGUAUUUCUUUGUCUGCAGUCUUAAAAUGCCUUUGUGGGGAACAUUAAAAACACUAAAGCUUAAAACAGACAGCUUUAAGCUUCAAGGCCAAUCUGACAGGACAGAGUUUCAAAAUGCAAAGGCCGCGCAUCUUCUCCUUUCUAAAGAUCGAUGUGUUACACAAAUGAAUCCUAGAGAGUAAAUCCCCCCAACACCUUUCUUUGAAUUCUUAGGAACUCUCGUUGUGUGCAUGCGGAAACAAUGUACAGCAUACUGAAUGGAACUGUAUUUGCAAAUGCAUGCCAUUCUGUUCUUGUUAGUGACUACUUAAGAUGGUUUCAAUAUUUCGACUGCUGCGAUACGAACCUGACCUAAAUAGUCCUCCACUUGAGUCGGAAAUCGACUGUUGGAUAAUUUUGGUCACGUGGACAAUAAGCAACUCAGCUGGCAGGUUUAUAUGUUUCUGUAAUUUGUGUUUCUGUUUGUGGAGUUGUGAUAAGGGCGUGGAUGUUCGAGAACGCACGUAGCCCCCAGAUCCAACGGCUUCUCUCAAGACAACCUUAUUACUUUUAAUAUCAUGAUGUGUAUUUCUUCCUAUGAAGAAAGAUAAAUGAAUAAAGCAGAGGGUUAAGCUGUCGAA
Molecule: messenger RNA, 2366 nt
Organism: Acanthochromis polyacanthus (spiny chromis)
Lineage: Eukaryota; Metazoa; Chordata; Actinopteri; Pomacentridae
Product: dysbindin-like
Exons: 4
Coding region: 491-1135 (214 amino acids)
Biological process (GO): negative regulation of protein kinase activity
Cellular component (GO): cytoplasm
Source: RefSeq, a predicted model, not a curated record